AUGACCUCCUAUCGAAAAAGAAACGUGAACGACUUUGAUAACGAAUCAAAUAAUAUACCCGAUGACACUGUUUUCAUCUCCAAAAGGCAAAAAAUAAAAUCAUCUCUUCAUCACCCAUUAGGAAUUAAGCCGUGGGGAAAUUACUACGUUGAUUUGCUCGAUGCCGGUUCCCAAAACAGUUGCAGGGAUACAUGUUUGGGAAUUCUCGCCCGCCUAAAUGAUGAAUUAAUACUGGAGGUUCUCGGUCAGUUGUCUGCCAAAGACCUUUUGUCGUUGAGCUCCACAAGCAAGAUACUCUACUGUUUUGCAACAUUUGAUGAAUUAUGGAAACAAAUGGUAAUUCAAAAAUAUAACGGCGAUUGGUGGUGGCAAGGAACUUGGAGACUCACAUUCCUGAAACGAUCAGAUCCUGAAUAUAAUGUUAAUACGGGACACGCAUUGUGUAUGGAUAAUUUUUAUAGCGACACCUUGUAUCAACCCUUUCUCUACGGAUCGAUGAGAAUAGAGCAAUUCACGAGCGUGGAAAACAUAGACAGAUGUAAAAAUUUAAGUUUAGAUGAUUUCAUCAACAGGUAUGCCAAGACUAAUUUGCCUGUGAUUAUUACUGAUGUCGUCACUAAAUGGCCAGCGUUCGGAAAGUGGUCAAUGGAGUAUUUGGUGGAAAAGUACGGAGAAAUCUUAUUUCGUGCGGAAGCGAUUGAUAUUAAAUUGAAGAAUUACGCCAGAUAUUCGGCGGAUACAACGGAAGAAAGUCCAUUGUACCUAUUUGACAAGAAUUUUGGGAACUAUUGUGAGGGUAUUCUCGAGGACUUUUCCGUUCCAGAUUAUUUCUCGGAGGACUUCUUCCGUGUACUUGGUUCUACUUUUCACAAAGAUCCAAAUUCAACAUCCGCUUGGAACGCAGUGAUUACUGGUUCCAAGAAAUGGAUAAUGUACCCUCCCAAUACUCUUCCACCGGGUGUUUUUGUAAGUCCCGAUGAAGCCGAGGUAACAGCACCGGUAUCACUAAUGGAGUGGUAUCUGAAUUAUUACAAAGGGGCUCGAAAAUCAGAUCCAAGGCCAUUGGAAGGAAUUUGUCGUGCUGGCGAAAUCAUUUUCGUGCCAAAUGGGUGGUGGCAUAUGGUGGUGAAUUUGGAAGACUCUAUUGCCAUUACGCAAAAUUUUGUAGGCUCUUACAAUUUGCCAAACGUAUUACGAUUUCUUCGCGACAAACCAGAUCAAAUCUCCGGCUUCUCCUCAAAAGCAUGGCCGAACCGUGAAGACAUUUAUAACGUGUUUUGUGAAAAAUUUCGAGAGUCCUAUCCCAACGUUUUAGACGAGCUUGGACUCGUGAAGCCUGGCGGGCACGAAUCUUCUAUGUGGGAUAAAAUCAAGUGUGAUGAAGGAAAUGAGUUUAUCUUUGGAUUCUAG
Molecule: messenger RNA, 1410 nt
Organism: Acaulospora colombiana
Lineage: Eukaryota; Fungi; Glomeromycota; Glomeromycetes; Diversisporales; Acaulosporaceae
Source: the annotation of a GenBank genome assembly